Paracoccidioides brasiliensis Pb18 is the source of this 630-nucleotide messenger RNA. RefSeq lists its product as uncharacterized. Gene Ontology annotation, molecular function: metal ion binding; pre-mRNA 3'-splice site binding. Bases 1 to 630 code for a protein of 209 amino acids. The transcript is spliced from 3 exons. The record is from RefSeq and is a predicted model, not a curated record. Gene Ontology annotation, cellular component: spliceosomal complex; U2AF complex. Gene Ontology annotation, biological process: mRNA splicing, via spliceosome.
AUGGCGAACUAUCUCGCUUCCAUUUUUGGAACCGAGCAAGACAAGGUCAACUGCUCUUUCUACUACAAAAUCGGCGCAUGCCGUCAUGGCGACCGAUGUUCGCGAAAGCAUGUAAAGCCGUCAUAUUCACAAACGAUCCUUCUGCCAAACCUUUACCAGAACCCUGCGUACGAUACCAAGAACAAGAUGAAUGCGAGCCAGCUGCAGAACCACUUCGAUGCCUUCUACGAGGAUUUCUGGUGUGAAAUGUGCAAGUAUGGCGAGCUUGAGGAGGUAGUGGUAUGCGAUAACAACAAUGACCACUUAAUUGGAAACGUAUACGCGCGCUUCAAAUACGAAGACUCGGCACAGCAAGCCUGCGACGCGCUGAAUUCCCGCUGGUACGCUGCACGGCCGAUAUACUGCGAACUCUCCCCCGUCACCGAUUUCCGAGAAGCCUGUUGUCGACUGAAUAGUGGCGAAGGCUGUGUCAGGGGCGGGUUUUGCAAUUUCAUACAUCGCAAGGAACCGAGUCCGGAGUUGGAGAAGGAGCUUGAGCUCUCGACGAAGAAGUGGCUGAAAAUGAGGGGACGGGAUGAGCGGAGUGUCACUCGCAGUCCUAGCCCGGAGCCGACGAGGAAGAGACAUUGA